AUAUAUAUAUAUAUAUUUAUAUACACAUCUAUCGUCUGUUGUCAAUAUCAUAUCGGAAGUUGUUCGAGUUGCAGCGACAGCGACAAUUAAAAAUGGCCGCUGCCACAGCCGACGUUGGAAAUGCAGUGAACGAUUGCUUCAGUAUCGGUUCCACAGUGAUCUGUACGACCUGCUUCAAGGAGGAAGUCGAGGGGGAGGUUCUCGCGUUCGAUCAUAACACAAAAAUGCUUAUAUUGCUUCGAACAGAAUGCCACUCGAAAGCUUCAGGUGAACUGAGUGAUGUUUAUGUGAUGAACUUAUCGUUGUGCAGUAACGUGCAGGUAAUUAAGGAAUGCAAUGGAAACUUCAUCGAUGACCCUCAAAAGCUGAACCUUGAACAGGUUAAAAUGCGCCUUCGUAAAACAGUAGAAAGACGGCAAGAUUAUCUCAAGUCCAAAAAUGCGGAUGUUACAGCAGAAGCACAAGAGCUCUAUCGAGCGAUAGCCAAACAACUUGGGUACAAUGAAGUUUCGUGGCAAGGACCAAACAUACAAAUUUUAAACGAAGUUACCGUAUCGCCGCCAUAUAGGGUGGACAAUGUUGUAUCCAGUUCGGACAACGACAAGUCGUGCACAUACAUUAAACGAAUUAUAAAUCAGUUCUUCACCACGAGACCUUCGGCGGUUCAGGAAAAUGCACAUGGUGCCAGCUCUUCGUCGGCAUCUGUUUCGCCCACUUCCUCAUCCUUAUCAUCGAGUAACGCAGCUUCAGGAUCACCGGUUCCCGCUAACUAAAAAUAAAAAAGAAAAA
Messenger RNA from Drosophila hydei, 789 nucleotides. It is a transcript of the gene Lsm12a, whose product is annotated as LSM12 homolog A. Gene Ontology annotation, molecular function: RNA binding. The record is from RefSeq and is a predicted model, not a curated record. The transcript is spliced from 5 exons. Bases 93 to 773 code for a protein of 226 amino acids. NCBI's taxonomy places the organism in Eukaryota, Metazoa, Arthropoda, Insecta, Diptera, Drosophilidae.